Messenger RNA from Saprolegnia parasitica CBS 223.65, 1123 nucleotides. RefSeq lists its product as hypothetical. NCBI's taxonomy places the organism in Eukaryota, Oomycota, Saprolegniomycetes, Saprolegniales, Saprolegniaceae. Bases 15 to 1085 code for a protein of 356 amino acids. Gene Ontology annotation, biological process: protein dephosphorylation. The transcript is spliced from 4 exons. Gene Ontology annotation, molecular function: protein serine/threonine phosphatase activity. The record is from RefSeq and is a predicted model, not a curated record.
GCAGCAGCCGCAGCAUGACGACGGAGCUCGCCGCCGGCGUCGCGACCGACAAGGGCCCGAAGCGAACCCAAGAGGACGCGUACUACAUUGGCGGCUACAAGGGCCGGCUCACGCUCAAUGGCUUUAGCGGCACGGGGCAGGUCCAAGAACUGGGUUGCUAUGGCAUUUUUGACGGCCAUGGCGGCGAGCGCGCGUCGCGCUACACCGCCGAGUACAUCUUCCCCAAGAUUCUGAGCCACAUGGAAGGCGCCGAGGCGAUCGGCCCGUUUGCGGCGAAAUGCACGAUCGAAGACGCCAUCAAGAAGGGGAUCCACGAGCUCGACGCCGACUUUUGCUCGCUCUCGAACCACUGCAAGACCCUCUCGCUCGGACACGGCGCCGUGCGCCAGCGCACGGUGGCCGGCAUCGAAGACGGCUCGACGUGCUUGGUCGCGAUUGUCCGCAACGGCGUCGUAUACGUCGGCAACGUUGGCGACUCGCGCGCCGUCCUCGUCAAGGAAUUCCCGAACGGCAAAAUCCACGCUCUGCCGCUCUCUCAAGACCACAAGCCAGAGGUGCCUGCCGAGCGCCAGCGCAUCGAAGCUGCCGGCGGCGAAGUCACGGGUCUUGUCUACGGCCAGCGGGCGCCCGAGUUUGCACUGAGCAUGUGGCCGUUCAACCGCGUCGUCGACGUGCCCCGCGUCAACGGCAUCCUCAGCAUGUCGCGUGCGAUCGGCGAUGCAUCCCUCAAGCCGAUCAUUUCGGCCGACGCCGACGUGACCGUUCACGUGCUCACGGCCGCCGACAAGUACUUGAUCCUCGCCUGCGACGGGCUCUGGGACGUGGUCUCGAACACCAAGGCAGCCAAGCUCGCGGCCAAGUGUGCGACGGCCGACGCCGCCGCCGCGACGCUCUGCAAGCACGCCAUCAGCCACGGGACGGAAGACAAUGUGACUGUUAUCGUCGUGGACCUCCGCGGCUGCUCGGCCGUACCCGAGAGCCCGGCCAACUCUGUCGUCGUGACCAACUCGCACUCGGUCGCGCUUGAUCCGCACGCGGUGGCGCAUGGCCCGCCCCGCACGCAGUCCUUGCCGCGCAUGAAGUAGUGUGCAUGGGAUUUCUCUUAUUUAACAAAGCUAUAAAA